GCUCGCUGAUUGGUUGAAAGUCACUAUAUAUUUCGCACGUGAUUUUCGUGAACUUUUUACCCAACUACACAGUUUAGUUGUACAGUGAAAGCGGGACAGUAGCAUCAUGGCCGACGUUUGUGACUCGAGUGCUUUGAAAUCCUCCUGUUUUUAUAAGGAGAUUGCAGAACUGCCCGUGCUACAGUCUAUAGAGGAACUGUACACGCACACAAAGGGCAGGUCCCGGAUAUUAAGCACCGGACUCGCGGUACUCGAGCACAGCGUCUCUAAUGUGUUCAAAAUGGCCUUUACCAGCUCCAGCUUAGCUGCUCGAGUUGACAGCAUGGCGGGAGAUGGCGUAUGUAAACUGAAGGAGAAGUACCCGGUCCUGCACACGUCUCCGAGCGAGAUAAUGGACACAACAUCGAGUGGAUUUAAGAACACCGUCCGAGGGGUGAUGAGGACACCGCCUGGGCAAGUUUUGAUUCAUGGACUUGACUGGGCACUUGACAAGAGCGAAAACCUCCUAAGGCGUAUAAGACCACGUGACCGAAGUCCACGAAAGCGUAAAGUGACGAGAUCAUCACUGCAAAAGCAGGUGCACUUAACUAAAGAGCACGCAUACGCGUCAGAGGACAGUGGAGCGUGCGAGGCUGACGGAGACGCCGGUAAGGCACACAAAGGUCAACAGACGAUGUUAACGGUCAAGGACAAGCACAACGAGAUUGGUUUGGUACAAAAAGUGUACAGACUUGGCGUGGUUUUUCCUUUAGAAGUACUGGUACAAGUUAUGAGGUCAUUGCGCCGCUAUGCUGGAGGGAAAAGAUACAAAACAGUACUCACACCGGAGAAAAAACAGGAAAUUGGUUCCCGGCGCAAGGUAUCUCCGAAGAAGAGAAUGCAGGCUCCGACAAGUUUAUUUGGACGUAUUAAACAACGAACUUACAGAUUACUUGGUUACAAGAAUGUUUUGUCUAUAAACAUUGGUGAAUCCCUCAAGCCCUCGAGUCCAGACCGAGAAGAGGCGAAAGAGAAACGGAAAUAUGAUGAAAUAUUAACAGACGAAUAUUCUGAAAGCGAGGACGACAUGGAUAACUUUGACUUCGAUAACUACGACUCCGAGGAGGACCCGGAUUAUGAGCCGGACUCUGCAGAUGGUAGUGAAGAAUCCGAGUCUGGCGAAGAUGAAGCCGAAAGUGACCUUGAAACUGAGGUUGUGAAGUACGAACCGUCCACUAAUAUAGAAUUCCAUCAGUUGAAGGAAAAGUUUUGUGAUGCCAAACUUAUACCAAAACAAGAACCGGCAUCGUCUGAACUUGGGACUGGUACUUCUGUUGAUAAAGGCGAUGACAUCAUAUUGGAGCCCGCGUGGAAAAAGGAGCAGACGAAUGAUUCUAAGAAAAGAAAAUCAUUGGAUAAUAAACCGUUGCCAUAGAAUUGUGAAUAAAAAUGGAUAUACAUGUACUCAAAAUUGACCAGACGAUUAAAAAACUUGAAAAUUUCACUAUAAAAGUGUACAAAAAUUUAUAUCCAAAAACAUAUAAAGUGCUAUAUUCUGAAAAAAUCAUUUGUAUUUGAGUUCAAUAAUUUAUAUAAAAAUACAUAAACUCUAAGCAUACGUA
Ruditapes philippinarum (Manila clam) is the source of this 1601-nucleotide messenger RNA. RefSeq lists its product as uncharacterized. NCBI's taxonomy places the organism in Eukaryota, Metazoa, Mollusca, Bivalvia, Venerida, Veneridae. The record is from RefSeq and is a predicted model, not a curated record. The transcript is spliced from 11 exons. The coding region runs from base 107 to 1414 and encodes 435 amino acids.